This is a messenger RNA of Aspergillus neoniger CBS 115656, 931 nucleotides long. RefSeq lists its product as uncharacterized. Gene Ontology annotation, biological process: protein phosphorylation. Gene Ontology annotation, cellular component: cytoplasm. The record is from RefSeq and is a predicted model, not a curated record. Gene Ontology annotation, molecular function: ATP binding; protein serine/threonine kinase activity. The transcript has a single exon. The coding region runs from base 230 to 931 and encodes 233 amino acids. Lineage: Eukaryota; Fungi; Ascomycota; Eurotiomycetes; Eurotiales; Aspergillaceae.
UCUGACUUCCAUUGACCGCUCGGUUCUCAUCUUUCUCCCUUCAUUGGAAUUUGUCUUUCAAUGUUGACACAUUACCGUCACGGAUCCUCCGCUUGUCCUUAAUCCUCAUAAACUCCACCGCCAAGGCCAGCCAGAUCAAUACCCGCAGCUUCUCCACACACCGUAAAUAUCACCCAAUACCCAGCGACAGCAAGUCAACGUUGUAUGACCUACCCCCGAACCAGUAACAAUGGGAGGCCUCCAGUUCCCACCCGGUAUCGACGCAGACGAUAUGAUCGGGCACGGAAAAAGCGGAAUAGCAGCCCUAGACCCUAUAACAAAGCACGUCAUAAAAUUCCCAUACAACACAGACGAGGGAGGGGCUGAAUGCGCUCACGAGAAGGAAAUAUAUGAGCGCUUAGAGCGCUCACCACUCCCGAGACCAUCAUCCCUCCUAAAGUACUACGGCUCUACAGAGCACGGAAUCCUCCUGGAACACGCAAAGCACGGUACGUUGCGGAAAUACUCAUACGGUUUCGAUUACGGGAUCCCACCCCCUAUGAUUCUCCGCUUUGCGAAGCAAGCAGCGGAGGCAUUGCAGUUCAUUCAUGACAAUGGGAUAGUUCAUGGUGAUGUUGAUUGUGUGAGCUUUUAUGUGGACGAGUUACUGGAUGUGAAGGUCGGUGAUUUCACUCGAUCAACCGACGCUACGCCACAGGCUGUGAAGCAGGAUAUUUCGGAUUUCAGCACGGCGAUUUAUUAUCUGGCAACCAGUCAGUAUCCUUAUCCAGGGAUGACAGACAAGCAAAUCGAGGAGCGAUUUCAGAGGAAGGAGUUUCCGGAUCUUACGGAUGUGCAGUUGAAGGGAAUUAUUCAUCCGUGCUGGGCGGGUCAUUAUGCGAGCUUUGAGGAGGUUUUGGUGGAUGUGAAGGAGCAUAUUCGGCUUCUUUGA